This is a messenger RNA of Temnothorax curvispinosus, 2677 nucleotides long. Its product is annotated as peptide transporter family 1. Gene Ontology annotation, biological process: transmembrane transport; oligopeptide transport. Gene Ontology annotation, cellular component: membrane. NCBI's taxonomy places the organism in Eukaryota, Metazoa, Arthropoda, Insecta, Hymenoptera, Formicidae. The transcript has 9 exons. The coding region runs from base 176 to 2284 and encodes 702 amino acids. Gene Ontology annotation, molecular function: dipeptide transmembrane transporter activity. The record is from RefSeq and is a predicted model, not a curated record.
CCGUCGAAACCGACGACGAGUGACCGAUCGUCGUCGAACCUCAAUCUGGACGUAGUUCGAACUGUAACAUAUCAGAUAGAAUACCCACCCGAUGAAGUGAAGCGAUCCUCGUGCUAGUGAUCGAUAUUAAUAUAUCAUCAGUUCUUUUUUUCCCCUUUCUAUUGUGACGUAUACAAUGGACGUAAAUAAAAUACAUGUGCGGCAGAAAGUGAAGUAUCCCAAAUCAGUAUUCUUCAUUAUCAGCAAUGAAUUCUGCGAGAGAUUUUGUUAUUAUGGAAUGCGCACCGUCCUCUCGCUGUACUUGUUUAACAUGCUGGGAUACAGUGAGGACACUUCUACAAUAAUCUAUCAUGUCUUCACCUGUUUCGUCUAUUUCUUUCCGCUGUUGGGUGCGAUCAUAUCCGAUUCAUGGCUCGGAAAAUUCAAUACUAUUUUUUAUUUAAGUAUUAUUUACGCACUUGGACAAGUGAUUCUAUCCUUGAGUGCGGCACCGACCAUCGGUUUGCCCGCAAGAGAAUUUUCCAUGUUGGGUUUAUUUCUGAUAGCGGUUGGUACAGGCGGAAUAAAACCCUGUGUGUCGGCCUUCGGAGGCGAUCAGUUCAUUCUGCCUCAGCAGGAAGUACAGUUAGCGAUGUUUUUUUCCCUCUUCUACUUCUCCAUUAAUACAGGUUCCCUAAUCUCCACGUUGCUGACUCCGGUGAUUCGCGAAACAAAAUGCUUUGGAGGCGAUUGUUACUUUGUGGCAUUUUUAGUGCCGGCCUGUUUGAUGAUUCUAUCGAUUGUGAUAUUCGUCUCGGGGAAAAGACUGUAUAAAAUAGUGAAUCCCUCGGGCAAUCUCAUCGUCAAGGUUACCAAGUGCGUUUGCCAUGCAAUUGGCAAUAAAAUAAAAAAGAAAGAGGGAAAACGCGAUCACUGGCUCGAUCAUGCUGAUGAUACUUACGACAACAAACUGAUCGAAGAUAUCAAAGUUUCACUGCGAGUUCUGAAAUUGUUCAUACCACUGCCAAUAUUCUGGGCGCUCUACGAUCAGCAGGGCUCCCAAUGGACAUUCCAAGCAACGCGAAUGGAUGGCCAAAUAGGUAGUUUCAUGCUGCUGCCCGAUCAGUUGCAAGCCGUCAAUCCACUGUUGAUCAUCAUCUUCAUACCAAUUUUCGAGACUUGUAUCUAUCCGGCUUUCGCCAAAAUACAUAUCAUCGAUACACCCUUGAAAAAGCUCGUUGCCGGCGGAUUCUUGGCCAGUGUUGCUUUCAUCGUAGCUGGUAUUGUUGAAAUACAAAUCGAGAGCACGUAUCCGACGUUACCGGUAAAAGGAUCUGCUCAAAUCCGUAUUUUCAAUACAAUGGAUUGUAGCGUGAGUAUAGAUAUAGUAGAUCAAGGCCAGAUUAAAAUAUACCCAGUAAGUAGAUCAGAAACUCUAGAAGUGAAAGCAAUAAAUGGGUCUAUUGAAAUGCUCGACUAUAAAGCAGAUUUCACAGAAUGCUAUAAUAAAGGCUAUAUCGCCCGGUCAACUGAUUCAGGACAAAUUACUGGUACGGAGGCCAAUGCAACGUCGUGGGUUAUAACACCCUUGGGAUUAAAAUAUAACUAUACCGACAUGGUGGACAAACCGGAAAAGGGUAAGCCGAUGGUCCGCAGUCUCAUCUAUCUUUCGCCUGGAUUAAGUAACGCCACAUUGAAAUUGCUCCGUAAGGACAAGACGGAAGUAACGUCAAUUCUGGUCAGUAGUUUAGAAUUUUCACAAUCGAAGUUAGAAAAAAUCGAGGAUCCAGGUGAAUAUGACGUCUAUCUGGACGAAACACUGCUGGAAGAGAACGUGCCUUUCAAACUCGGUGGGGUGUACACCGUGGUGGGGUCUCACAUUAAGUCAAAGAUCGCCGGCAAAACAGUGCAGGUCACACCGCCCAAUUCGCUGCACAUGGCCUGGAUGUUGCCGCAAUACAUCAUCAUCACGAUGGGCGAGGUGAUGUUCUCCGUGACAGGCUUGCAGUUCGCCUUUACUCAGGCGCCAGUGAGCAUGAAGUCUCUACUGCAGGCCGGUUGGUUGCUGAGCGUGGCCUUCGGCAAUCUCAUUGUGGUCAUCAUAAAGGGUGCGCGUCCCUUCGACCGGCAAGUGUACGAGAUUUUCCUAUAUGCCGUUUUGAUGGCAGCAGUCAUAACGAUAUUCGCCGUAAUGACCAUAUUCUACAAAUACGUGGAAAUACCAGAGGAAGAAGAUACUGAUGGGGCCAUACCCCUAGAAGAAAAGGGGAACGUCAAUUUGGCUUACAAAGAGGAUAAAAAAUGAAAGUGAUGGUCGACUGACAGAGAAAUAAUAAUUCUCACGUGUUCCUUUAUACAAAGGGUAAAAACACGUAUCGCAGCCUAUUAAAGUACGAAGGAUAUGAUUGCUCGUGCAUCGAGGGUUCCUAUCGUUUCUAUCGAGCAUCUAUUAGUCUCGAGAGUAUGACAAGAUAUUAGGAAUAUCUUUUUUCCUAACACACAAUCUCACUUCUCCUCUUUCUUUCGUACAAAAUUUAUAACAGACUGAAGAUACACAUUUUAUAAUAGCUAAUCCAUAAUGCAUUUCAACUAGUAAAGAGAAUGGGAGUCCAUGGAGUGAGGCAUAUUUUAUAUUUCGGAACAAUAUUUAAAACUUUAGAGAUUAUAAACAAGAAAUCUUAAUAGUUUUUAUAUUCUU